CCCCUUCGGCUGAACAUGCAUGAUGCCUGGGCUCAAGUUACAUGAAGCCUGCUCGUCCACUUGAACCUCCUGGUCACGAGCAACCCCCCCUCCCCUUCCCCACGCCCUUCUCCCUCCCCUUGCCCAAGUAGCCUUCCUUCUCCUCGGAAAGAUCUGGAUCUCCGCACCAAGUUUGUCAAACCAGCUUUGGGGUUGAGCAAGCAAUUCACAAGCUUGGAGGUAGCUGAGAUGAAAAAAUAUUCGAAGCUUUUGGUUGUCUUGUGGAUGUUUUUGCUUUUGUUAAUCAGCACCGGAGAUUCAACAAAGUCAGUUAUCAAGUUUAUAAAGAGCGAAGAUGGUGAUAUAAUCGAGUGUGUUGAUAUUUACCAGCAACCAUCUUUUGAGCAUUUGGUUAUAAAAAAUGACACAAAAUUUGAGAUGCAACAGAUGUUUAGCACGAAUAAUAAGAAAACCAAUGCAACCACAAGUGCAGUGGUUCAUCAAAUAUGGCAGAAGAGUGGAAACUGUCCAAGUGGCACAAUUCCUAUUAGAAGGAUGACAAAUAAAUCUCAUGUCGAGCUUGAGCAGGAACAACUCACUGCAUGCAAAAUAGAGUUUGCUGGUAUUGAAACAUACCAAACUGUAUAUGGAGCAAGGGCGGAUAUAAAUGCCUGGUCAAUAAAUGUUGAGCCAAAUGAGUGGAGCGUCAGUGCAAUUAAUAUCUACAACGAAAAUGGGUCGUACAUUCAGUAUGGUUGGAUGGUCAGUCCAUCUUUAUACGAAGAUGAUGGUGAAACGAGAUUAUUUAUUCGCACAGUGGACCCACCUCGUGGCAUUGAUUGCUUCAAUCUGAAAUGCAAUGGGUUUGUACAAAUAUCAAACGAGUAUGCUUUUGGUGCGGCCUUAACUCCUUUAUCAGAGUUUGGUGGGGGGCAGACUGAGAUUCAACUCACUCUAUACAAGGAUGAAAUAACCGGGAGAUGGUGCGUGAUGUACAACGACCGAUUACUGGGGUAUUGGCCGCGGGAGCAGUUUCCACAGUUUGAGAAUGGCGUGGCGGCAUUUUGGGGAGGGCAGCUCUGCAACAUGCAUACCGGUAACAGGUACACGACGACCGAAAUGGGGAGCGGCAGCCUUCCGUCAGAAGGUUAUGGAAAGAGUGCCUACAUCCAUGGCUUGGAGGUGAUGGAUAUGGGCCAAAACUGGAAUAGGCCGCUUGAACUAUAUCAAAACCUCAGCUCCGAUUGCUAUAAGGUGGAGACGUUCAAGACCAGGGACGGCAAGGUGUCCGCUUACUUUGGAGGGACGGCUAGUAUCAAGUGCUGCGGCAUGUACUGCGAGUAAGAAAAUCCAAGUAGACACGGCUUUGGUUUUAAGACCUCCCAUUUAAUUCUAAUGUGUUGAAUUCCGUCGCCACUUUAAUUAUACUGUAUGUACAUCAUAAAAUUUCUUGUCAUAAUCAAGCUUGACUUUUCAGUUAUAAAUUAGUAAACUUCUAUGUU
Molecule: messenger RNA, 1481 nt
Organism: Triticum urartu
Lineage: Eukaryota; Viridiplantae; Streptophyta; Magnoliopsida; Poales; Poaceae
Product: protein neprosin-like
Source: RefSeq, a predicted model, not a curated record